GCAUUCUUCACACACAUCGCUUUUCGUGCCUCGGCGUUCUGUCCACUAGCACUGCUCCGAAACCUCCCGAGCUUUGCUAACUUCUAGUGCAUCAUACAUGCACCCUUUGAGCUCCUCUGACAUCCAACAAUGACUCAAUCAAUCAGUCGUCCGCUUUACUCACUAAGACCCUUCAUUCAGGCGUACAUGCUGGCGUACCUGUCUUCUACUGUCCCUUCGCUGAUCAGUCUCUCCAUUGUCGUCUUACGUCGGAGAUCGAGUGCUGCCGCGGCACUGACAAGAUUACGGCAGAUCUUGUCUGCAGCCACUGGUCUCCACCGUUUCCCCGCCUUCUGUGCCGCCUUGAUCGGAGGGUCAACUUUACUGCAGACUCCUUUUCGAAUCAUACUUGGAUAUCUGACUAAGCGUGGUCCAGCCACUGGCAAGCCUUCCCUUUUGAUUCAACGUCUAGCAAGGUUUCUUGCAGCAUUGUUGUCUUCCUAUGUCUCCUUUAUUUUUCUGAACAGUACUCCCGUCCAGUCGUCACAUCCUGGUCAUGAUGUGCAAGAGUAUCAUGGCGCCGCCGUACAGCCGUUGGACAAUGGCGAAGCUUCACUCAACGAACUUCGAAAAGUCACCUCGAGAGAAUUGCCAAGCGACAUAGCAGCUGUGCCUGCCCAGGCAAUGACCGUGGAUAUUCUAUCCCGUCCUCCAGGAUCGCUCGCCGGAAAGUCCAUGGAUCUUACUCUACUGGCUUUUACUCGGGCUGCAGAUAUAGUAAUUACCUCAAUAUGGUCUGCCAGUGGGCCACACUCUACGAGGACAAACCGGAUAGCCUCUUUCUCCACACCUACCCUUUUCUCCCUGUCUGCAGCAACCAUCAUGCAUGCUUGGUUUUACGCCCCGCAUGCCCUGCCUAGAACAUAUGUCAAGUGGAUUUCUGCCGCGGCUGAGCUGGAUCCUCGUUUGCUGCUUGCGCUGCGUCAAGCCCGUUAUGGUAACUUCGUGUACGGCAAGGAGACGGGAAUAGGCUCACUCUUGGGCAGCAUGGCAGUCGACCACGGCCUACCCUUUGAAAAGGGCGAUCCUGCUAAGACCAUCCCGGUCGCGUGUGAGAUUGUCCAUUCCGGCGCGGGACCUAGCUGCGAAGUCCACGGUCUCGUUCGCUUUGCGCAAGGCUGGAUGUUCGCGGCCAAGAUGUACGCCCCCUUGCAGCUCCUCAUACUGCUCCGGAAACUUCAAAGUGGUCGACUGGGCUCUUCUGCUGCCAAGAAGAGCGCGUUCAUACGAGCUAUCGCGGGCACGGCGCGCAGCUCUGCGUUCUUGGGUGCCUUCAUCUCCUUGUUCUACUACGGCGUCUGUCUCGGGCGGACGCGGCUUGGACCUCGUAUCUUCAGUCGCAAGACUGUGACGCCGCAGAUGUGGGACGGUGGAUUGUGUGUGCUAUCCGGGUGUAUGGCCUGUGGCUGGAGCAUCCUCGUCGAGCGCUCGAACCGGCGAGAGGAGCUGCUCUUCUUUGUCCUUCCGCGUGCUCUCAGCGCGUGGUUUCCGCGCCGUUACCUGCGUGAGAAUCAAUGGAAAGAGCACCUCACGUUCUCAUUCAGCGCCGCCCUCGUACUCGCUGCCGUCCAGGAACGUUCUGAAAAAGUCCGUGGUCUGCUGGGCAGUGUGCUCUCGCAGCUCCUCAGAUGAAGCCUGGGGCUUGGCUGUUAGUAGUACCUGUGUCUUUUUCGACAUGAGGCUCUUCUGCGCAUUAAAGAGAAUCUAACACCUUCUCUUGCGCAAAAUAAUCAAUAACAGGGCUUACUUAAUUAAUCUUUCGAAAUUCUACAUCCACUCAGCCCAACUAUAAUAUACGCAUCGCCCAUCUGAAGGUAGUCAGAUGACGUCAGUCUCAAGUCCGAAACUCCCGAGUCAACCCGCCCAGGUCGUACCACAGCAAAGUCAAACAAAAGCCAACAUCUGGAUAUGGCCUCGCCAGCUAUCCUAGAAUGUGUCAGCGUGCCAGAUGUACGCUACCUCCCCUGAGCGCUGUCAUCUAAGAAAAAGCAUCCCGAAGAAAACA
Pseudovirgaria hyperparasitica is the source of this 2044-nucleotide messenger RNA. RefSeq lists its product as uncharacterized. The transcript has 5 exons. NCBI's taxonomy places the organism in Eukaryota, Fungi, Ascomycota, Dothideomycetes, Acrospermales, Acrospermaceae. The record is from RefSeq and is a predicted model, not a curated record. The coding region runs from base 130 to 1671 and encodes 513 amino acids.